Tribolium madens (black flour beetle) is the source of this 686-nucleotide messenger RNA. RefSeq lists its product as uncharacterized. The transcript has 4 exons. The coding region runs from base 111 to 578 and encodes 155 amino acids. The record is from RefSeq and is a predicted model, not a curated record. Lineage: Eukaryota; Metazoa; Arthropoda; Insecta; Coleoptera; Tenebrionidae.
GAAUUUGUAGCCGGUAGUUUAGGUUCGGUUGUUUUGUUAUCGUUGAUAAAAGCGUGUUUACAGGAAGCUUUAUCCAUAUUAACCCGUCUUCGCGUACAUUUGUAGAAAAUAUGAGCAAGCAAGAUUCUAACCUCAAUGAUGGUUUCGUGCCAUCGGUUUGGACUUGCGAAGAAGAUAUACUUAAUGAUAUAAUAGAGUAUUCAUAUUAUCACCCCAAAGAUACGGAAGAAAGGCCCCCAAUGCCUGAUACUCUUAAAGAGUAUUACGCUAAUGAAAAGUCAGCGAAAGAGUUAAAAUACAAUGAUUCCGAGAAAGAUAUUGACGAAUCAACGGAUUGUAAGGAGUCUGUUUACACUGGGCCGCGAAAGGGACAUAUUCAGACAUCACAAAGUGUACGCGGAAAUUACAAGAGACAGUCUAAGUUUUCGGCUCAAAGUUCUUUGUAUGCUAGUUUCGUAUCUGCGGACCACAGUAACACUAGCGUUUAUGGUAGGGUGAAUUCAAGCCAAUAUAAGCAUUCGGCCAACACCAGAAGAUAUACUGUGGAUUUAAAACCUUCGGGUUACAAACGAUUAUAGUUUCUAGAAUUAGUGUUUUAACUAAUGUUGUGUUUCUAUAAAAAUCUGUGUUAAUUUUUGUGUUAUUUCGAAUCAUUUAUAUUUUGAUAAAUACAUUUUUGGUAAUCA